CCUCGUCCCCCACAGCCGAUGGCCAGGGCGGCGCCGCGGUGGGAAUCCCGGGGCCUGGGCCCAGCUCACACGGCUCCAUCUGCCCCCGCACCACGCAGCGACCCCGCAGCACCCUGCGGGCUGCGCCGCAGCCCAUUGCACCUGCUGCUGCGUGGGAGCACCCGCAAUGUCUCUGUGUGGAGGCCGCAAGCGUCACGCAAAGCUGCUGUGAAGGUGGCGCCAUGCUCCUGGCUGCGAGUCCUACUGCUGCUCGUGGGUGCUGCGGCCAUGCCAGGAACCAGCGCCGGCUCCCACUGCUACCGGCAUUUCUACACAGGGGUGUCAGACCCCAGCCCAGGCGUGCCCGUCUUCACUGCUGUGGGCUACGUGGACGACCAGCGAAUUCUCCAUUACGACAGCGAGACGCGGAGACAGGAGCCGCGUGGGGACUGGGUGCAGGGGGCCGUUAGCCCUGACUUCUGGGACAUGGAAACCUGGACCUUGUGGGGCUGGCAAGACGGAUUUGAAUCAAACCUGGUCACCCUGCGGGAUCGCUACAACCAGACCAGGGGGUCUCACACGCUCCAGUUCAUGUACGGCUGUGAGCUCCACGAAGACAAGAGCACCGGAGGCUACAUGCGGUUUGGCUAUGAUGGAGGAGACUUCGUCAGCUAUGACCUGGGAACGCGCACCUGGGUAGCAGAAAUAACACAGGCCCGGGUCACCCAGUGCAGGUGGAAUGAGGAUAAGGCCCUUCUUCAAGAUGCAAGAUCCUACCUGGAGGAGACCUGCAUCGUGUGGCUGCGGCAGUUCCUGCAGCACGGGGAGGCAGCGCUGCAGAGCAAGCGUCCCAUGGCACAGGUGAGCGACAGGCCAUCCCGGGAUGGACGCACCACCCUGGCCUGCCGGGUCCACAGCUUCUACCCCAAGAACAUCUCCGUCGUCUGGCUGAGGAAUGGGGAGGCGCAGCCCCAGGAGACGAGCUGCUCGGGGGUCCUUCCCAGCGGAGAUGGGACCUUCCAGACCUGGGCCACCAUCGAGAUCAACCCGAGCAGCGACCACAACUACACCUGCAGCGUGGAGCACGAAAGCCUGGAGUCCACCCGGAUGCUGGCUGUGGGUGUUGUUAUCGGUGUUGUCCUGCCAGUCGUUGCUGUGAUGGGCGCAGCUGGUUACUUCCGCAGGAGACGGGGAGUGGGACACAGAGCGGUACUGCACAGAGCAGUGCCCACCCAUGAAGCCUUGCAGAGCCAAGCCCCAGAGAGAGAAACCCAGGAGAGAGAAGCCUUGGAGAGCUGCGGUUAAUGGAUCCCAGUGGAGCCUGCACCGCCUGCGGAAGGGCCAGGAAGUAGGAGGGGGAACAGCACAAAACAACGCAUUACAGCCCAUUCGCAUUACAGCCCAAAAGCUUGUCCUUUUUGAUUUAAAGAAGUUUUUCCUGUU
Molecule: messenger RNA, 1422 nt
Organism: Alligator sinensis (Chinese alligator)
Lineage: Eukaryota; Metazoa; Chordata; Crocodylia; Alligatoridae
Product: major histocompatibility complex class I-related gene protein-like
Exons: 8
Coding region: 19-1284 (421 amino acids)
Biological process (GO): immune response
Cellular component (GO): external side of plasma membrane
Source: RefSeq, a predicted model, not a curated record